Messenger RNA from Zea mays, 5749 nucleotides. Its product is annotated as Dentin sialophosphoprotein. The record is from RefSeq and is a predicted model, not a curated record. Lineage: Eukaryota; Viridiplantae; Streptophyta; Magnoliopsida; Poales; Poaceae. The transcript has 5 exons. The coding region runs from base 1088 to 5329 and encodes 1413 amino acids.
GAAUACACAAGUAUUAAUACGGCGCCCUGGCAAAAUCACAGAAAACAUGGUCUUGGUCUUCUCCCCCCACCCGCUGGCGGCGAAGUAGCACGAGGAAGGGGUCCAAUAAAAAAAAAAAUCGCCACCGGCGGCGACGGCGAGGCGGCAUCAGCGGAUACAGCAGCGGGAGCCGCGGCAGGGGACAGGCGUUGCCGAUCGAUCGGCCUGGCCUGGCGCGGCAGAGGUCAAAAGCGAAAAGGAGGAGCCGCAGGAAUUUCUUGGCACCGAGGCGCACGCAAGGAAUCCAGCGAGUGAGGGAUGGGACGGCAGUUUUCGGAUUCUUCCUGCUGAGUCCUAGGAACUCACGCGCACGAGCGUGGUCAGGAGGGAGAGGCUUACGCGGACGCGGCGGCGCUGGUUUUGAUGAGGAAAGCUGGAGCAAAAGGGAUUCUGGACUGCUGAGCGCGGAUUUCUCCUCAGGUGAACUAUCGGGUUUCAGCUGCUCUUCGUCGUCUCUACUGGUCCGCUGGAAAGAGGUGUUCAUCGGAAAUUCUACCCGAUUCCAGAUCUACCUGUUUUGCUGGAACCAGUUGUUUCCAAAAGGAGAGAAAUUGGUGCUCUCUAGUGCGGAGGCCGAUGGCUGACGGCAAGAGGCUGUUAACUUGAUUUGGCAAGGAGCUGUUGUGGUAGUUCGUCAGUACUGGGUUCAACUCAGACAGAGGGACCUUGGUUUUGGUUUAGCUUCUGGCUUUCAUUGCACGCUGCAGGAUAAGAUUGCUUGUUUGUAUGCGCUGGGCUGGAACCUGGAAUUCGGAACUUCUUUCUGAAUUGUACUGGGAGGGUUCAAGUAUUGACUGAUGAUGGGUGACCAGUGGUGGUGGCAUGGCUGCGGAGGCGUUCUGUAGUUUUUUUACCUCUUGCUUAUGUGCAUGCUAUGUGGACUGAUGCUAUUAUUCUUCAAACAGUACCAUAAGCUUUGGUGGUGUGGUGCUGAAUACCAACCUUAUGUUGUUUUUGUUUUCCAGAGGGAUCAAUUGGAUCCAAGGGUGCGAUUGAUGUGAAUAGUUUAUCUGUUUCCACAGAAAUAGCAGGAAGGCCAUCUGAUUUAAUGAUCAAAUCUUGUACUUGCACUGGAAGGUUAUCAUCUUCUUCAGCUCAUAAUCUUACAGACACAUAUAUUUCAAUGACCUGCAAAAGCUGUACUGGUGAAUCAACAGAAGACAGAGGUGGGCCAUCGUGUAGCGGCAAGCUUAACAAUAUGGGUUUGGAGCUCCCAAGGCCUAUAGAUCUUGAGGUUAAAUGGAUGACUGUAAAAAAAAGGCAAAGGGACACCAGGAGAGCAAGGGCUUCCUUUGGCGAAGACACAAGCAGGGAUGGAAUUGGAUCUUUCUGUUUAUCUGGCUGUGCUACAAAUCAAGAGAUGGCGCAAGACGCUCCAGUCUCUGAAUCUGAGAAGUUUGGAGUAUCCAUUCUUGGUAGACGCUUUAGUGAUCCCAUGGAAAAUGUUCCUAUAAAAAAGAGAAGAUUUCAUAUGGAUUUUUCUCCAUCACCUCCAUUCACUCCAUUGCUAGUGGAUCCAUAUGAAAAGAUACCGGGAAGCUCUUCUAAAGCUGUCAGAUCAUAUGAGAAACAUUAUAAGCUUAAGACGCAACAAAUUGAGUAUAAGGUGGGAAACAAAGGUCGUUUUGGUGACGAUGAUUUUUCUGGUAUUGAUAUACUAGCUUCUGCUGCCUGUGAAAGUGAGAUGAGUGGUGGAAUAUUAGAUGGGGAGUGCUCAACGUUAGCUCACCUCCCAGAAGAAAGGAAACUGGAGAAUACUACUGGUAGCAGCAAAUUGAGUCUAUUACAUAACAUGGAGGAUACGUUAAAUAUUCCUGGUACUUCACAUUGCAUAUAUGAUAUGCCUCUUGGGUCUUCUAGAUCUGCUCCAGAUAUGAAGUCCUUAUUUGUUGCCACACCAACUAUCUUAGAAAAUCUUGUUGAAUCGGCAUCUGCUCCCAAGGUUAAUUGUUCAUUAUAUUCUGCACUGAACAAUGCAAACGAAAUAGAGAUUGUUUCUGAUGCUAAGUCUACAAGUGUUGCAAUUGCAAACAGUUCAGACAAUCCAGAAAAAACUAUAGGAUGUUUAAAGGAUACAGUUGUGCAAACCAACCAUGCCAAUGCGACUAAUGCCAAGUCUACAAGUGUUGCAAUUGCAAACAGUUCAGACAAUCCAGAAAAAACUAUAGGAUGUUCACAGGAUACAGUUGUGCAAACCAACCAUGCCAAUGCGACUCGUGAUUCUAGGCUGCACUGGGAUCUUAAUGUUGCCAUGGAGGCAUGGGGCACUGAUUGCGGUGCUGUUGAGGAUCCUUUAGUUGCUACUGUAAGUGAUCAUGAUGAUGCCAGAAAUGACAUGAACAAACCAGGGACAUCUCAUCAUUUUGAGUCAAGAGAUGGUAGUGUAGUUGAUCACUCUGUUGACACUCAUAUGGAUGAUGCACUGAAACACGUGUCUGCUAAUACAAAGGAUACAUGUGAUUCUCCUGCUGACAGUCCGUCUCACCCUUCGCGCAACUUGCAGCUAUUGGAAUCUGGAUAUGUAGGGAGUGAUGCCCUUGCUGAAACAAUGGAUUUGCCUGACCAGAAGAAUAGCAGGUUCGCUUCAGCUAUGGAUUCACAUAUUAGAUCUGAUCCAGAACCAGCUCUUAUCAUGGAGCAUUUUGCUUCAGCUUCACAUGUGGAGAAAAUCAAUGGUUCGCAUCCCGAACCUGUUCAAUGUGAUGGUUUGUCUAAUAUGUCUUCUGUGAAUGUCCAUAUUGGAAGUAAUUCACUCCAAACAAGUGAAUUGGGCACCACAUUAAAGCCUUUGGCUAGCAUAUUAGUUUCUGAGGAAAGCAAAAACCUUCCAACAGUAGGCACUUCCCAUAAAAAGGUUACUGACUUUGGCUGGAGUGAUAAUAAGCUUGAAGAAGCUUCUGAACAAAGCAUAUCUGAAUCUAAGAACCAGGAGCUUUUGGAUGUUGAUUCAGAAACUAGUAAGAAGGGUGAACAUGACACUGGUAUAUUUUAUGCCAACGAAAGGACAAAAUAUGCAGAAAAUCUCAUUCAUCCAGAGGACAACCAUGGAUCUUCUAAUUGUGAUAUGGCUCAUGUACAUGAAGAAAAUGGUGCUGUUGCAAUGAUUAAUUCUAAAGACUCUUUAAUUACUUGUGCCAACAGUAGCACUGUAGAGACAUAUUACAUUUCAGAUGCAGCUCCUCAGGUUCCUGUUCCCAGUUCAGAAUGCCACAAACUGGAAUGUUUUACUGAUGCGGGCAGCACUGUGGAUUCAAAAUCUGCAGCGCACAGCUACCAGAAUGGUUGCGAAAAUGAGCUUGGGAAGGUCAUAUCAAAUGUUCGUUCAGAUCAAUGCUAUGAAACUGACACAUCACAUAUUAGCAAAAAUCUAGCUGGGGUUGAAAAAGUUUAUGUCGAGGAGGACGAUUCUCAAUAUGAGGAUGGGGAACUUAGAGAAUCUGGUGAUUGUUAUUGGGUGGAUGAUGGUUAUGAAGAUGUUAAACAUGCCAACUGGCAUUAUCAGGUAUCAGAUUACAAGAAUGAAGAAGCUACUCCUGGCCUCACGUCUCUCCAUACUGAUUCUGUUGCAAAUAAUGUGGUUAUUCCUGUUGCUAAUGACAAUGGACCACAAUCUAGAAAGGAGGACAUUGCUGUUUCACCUGUGUCAUCUAAGUGUUCAUGGUUAACAAACUGCUUAGAUGGUGGAUCUAUAGCUGAUGGAAAGUCUCAAAGUAUUCAUUUGAGAGGUGAUACUAACAUGUAUGGGUCAAACCCAAGCCGUGUAGCAGUUAGAUCUGCUACAACAGUAAGCCAGUCUGAAAGGUGCAACGAUGCCCUAGGUGAUAUGUUAAAUAUCAGAAUGAAGAACACAGGUUGGGAUAUGAUGCCUGAAGAUCAAAAGCACUCUCAACAUGAUGCAAGGGAUGUGACUGAUUCGUCUAAUCGGUGUGUUUUGAGCUCAGAUGCGGCUAGAGACGAUGAUUCACUGCAAAAAAAGGGACUAUUGAAUAGAGAUCUUCAAGGAGUGGAACGGCAAAAAUCAUUUGACAGACCCCAGAGGAAUGAAUUGAGCAGAUCUGACGAUGGUUAUGGCUCAGGCUCAAAAUCUGGAAGGGCAAUGGACUCUCAUGGAUCGCAUGACAUGUAUGGCACAUCCCGUCAUGUUCAGACAAGCGCUCGGGUGGAGUGGGUGGAAAGUUCAAAACGUCCUCGUUCUACUCGGCACAAAUCACCUGAAUAUUAUAAUUAUGGCACAUCAGGUCCAAGGAAUGCUGCAGAAGCUGCUGUGGCAAAGAUGCAGAGCAGUGGCUUUGUUGUUGCACGUGAUGGCACUUUAGUAAGAGCUGUUGAUGCUGCAAAUGCUGGUCAGAUGCCCAGAAGGAUGCGAAAUCCUUUAAGUAGCUCAUGCCACCUGAUUUCUGGAUGGGGUUCCCCAGUUGACAGGGAUGAAGCCUGUGGGAUGUCCAGAGGCCCCGUGCAUGCUAGGAAAGCAUCUCCAGAGCGUCACUUUGGUGCAAAUAGUAACCGGUCCAGUCGAUAUGGUUCUGAAAUGGAGAAAAAUCAUACUACUGAUGCAAAUUUGAGUUCUGUCCAUUGCUCGCUGUCCAGUAGACAACGAGGCACCCCGACAUCUAGAGCAUCACUUAACCUUUCCCGUGCUCACAGCAGAUCUCCUUCUGGGUCCAGGUCUCGAUCCCCACAUGAUUGGGCACCUAGGAACAGAGGCAAGAUCAUGGCAAAUGGAGGUUCAACUUUAUGGAAGCAUAGUAGAUCUCCACCUAAUCACAUGACUAAAGGUGAAAUUGGUAGAAUGGCUUCACCUCGGAGACAACCUGGAUAUGAUGAUCGAGCUAUGUGUUACAGUCCACUAUCAAGAAACAACACAUACUCCAAGAAUGCUUCGACAUGGGUUGAUGGAAGGAAUGGUUCAGCAGUGGAUAUUUCUGAUGAUCAUAAUAAAAGGUAUUCAAGGAGAAGCUCACCUCUGAGAAUUACCUCACGGAAUGACAGAUUUGAUGUCAUGGACUCCCAAGGACGACCAAGGUCUGGAGAAUUCUACCGUCCGACACAAGGAAGACUUCUUUAUGGUUACAAUAGGGAAAAUAAGCAUGGCAGAAAUGGUGAAGAUGGAAGGGAAUGCACUGAUAGAUAUGCGAAUAAUUCUGUCAAGCGAUAUGACCGGAGUGGUGCAGUAAAGCAAUUUAGAAAUGAUACUGGUGAUAAAUUUCGGACUCGUAUUUCUGCUCCCAGAUCGCCAGAUCUCCAAAGGGGGGUGAGUCCUCGGAGAUUUGACAGAAGCUUUGAGAGGUAGCUGACUAGCUGGCUGUGAAUUUGCCUUAUAGAACUAAAAUGGAAAAUAAAGACCUGUCUGGAUGAUUGAGCCAGGAAAUGUUGCAAAACCUUGAUGGAGUUCAAUCAUAGGGGUUGAUGGAGGACUCUUGGCAGCACUGUUUUUUUUUCUGCUUCUGCUGCAUAUAUUCAAGGCACAGAAAUGUUGGACCAUGCACUUCUGUACGGGGAAUUCAGAUUAACUUCAUAAUUUUCCUGUUUCAGUCUGUAAAUAUUUAUGUUGGUAGCAGAAUUACAAUCACUCCUUUCAGCUUUAUUAUAGCUGUUCUUUUUUUUAAUUUCUGAUACUUUAUCAUGUUUGUCCCUUUUGUUUUUUCAAUGGGUAUUGUCCCUGUACGAGGUCCAUUUUAACAUGAUGAAUCAAUUAAAUUUUGAGCUCAAA